CUUCAGCGGUGCUCAAUAAUUCGUACGAUACCCAAUCAUUUUUCAGAAGCAAGUCUUCUUCUUUCGGCAUUUCUAUUCUUCUCUCUUUUCAUUUCUGCUUCAUAUAAAGCUUUUCAAAAACAAAAUACCGCCAACAUGCAAUACCCAAGCGCUUACAUCGCCCUCUUCGCUGCUACGGCCGUCCUCUCCAUCCCCGUCCCCUUGAACAUCAACAUGGGUGCCUAUUCGCCUGCCUUGGUGGUCGGUGAUGGUGCCAUUGGAUUCAAAGGCACGGAAUCAGUCACCCAGAUCAUGAACACACUCGAAGGCGCAGCAGCCAGCGGAGCAGCCACAAACGGAGCCGCAAACGCAGCACCUGCCGCAGCCGCCGCUCCUGCAGCUACUCAAGCUGGCAUCACGCAAGCUGGCGUCACUGAGCAAGCACCUGCCACCAACACCGCGCCCGAAGUCGUUCCUCAAGGCGAACUUCCACAAGGCAUGGGCAAGAAUGUCGUUACUGCUCGUGACGAAGAGGAGUUAGAUCUCGAAGAGCUCUACACCGAAGUCGCGAAGCGGUUGACACCCGAGGAGGAAAUCGAGAUCGAUGAGGAGGUCGAGGAAGAAGAUGCGGAGAAAAAGGUGAAGAGAGAUCUGGCUGGCUUUAAUGCGGCGCUAAAUUAUGCUGCAGGUGCGCUGAAGACGAGUCCGGAGGUACAAUUGGGAACUGGGGAGGGGGGGUCUGGCGUUGGUAUUACGGUCAACCCUUCGAGCAAUACUACCAGAGUCGGAUAGAAGGUCGGGACAACGGGAGGAGAAAUUGGGUGUUGGGGUUGGUGGGACAUUUAUAUAUGAAGUCUUGUAUUGUAUAGCGACUUGUUAAUCAGAUCAUCAAUGGAUGC
Messenger RNA from Mollisia scopiformis, 878 nucleotides. RefSeq lists its product as uncharacterized. The record is from RefSeq and is a predicted model, not a curated record. The transcript has a single exon. Bases 136 to 771 code for a protein of 211 amino acids. NCBI's taxonomy places the organism in Eukaryota, Fungi, Ascomycota, Leotiomycetes, Helotiales, Mollisiaceae.